Messenger RNA from Papilio xuthus (Asian swallowtail), 1933 nucleotides. RefSeq lists its product as uncharacterized. The record is from RefSeq and is a predicted model, not a curated record. The transcript has 7 exons. Gene Ontology annotation, molecular function: chromatin binding; histone binding. NCBI's taxonomy places the organism in Eukaryota, Metazoa, Arthropoda, Insecta, Lepidoptera, Papilionidae. Gene Ontology annotation, biological process: negative regulation of DNA-templated transcription. Bases 306 to 1607 code for a protein of 433 amino acids. Gene Ontology annotation, cellular component: nucleus; PRC1 complex.
GUCGCGGGGCAGUGCGCGAGCGGACCUCGCCCGAGACGCGCGCUUUUGCCGCCUCCACCUGUUUGAAAUUCACGCGCUUUGCGUAUAGUCCUGCUACUUAAACAGACAUUUUGUUAUGAUUUUUACAACGGUGUUACUUAAUGCGGCGUUAUCAAUUAUUCUUUAUAGUGGACUUUUGUCAUUGUAAAUUAAUUAAACUGUGCGAUAAAAGGAUUACGACUUGUGUUUUUUUAACUAAGUGAUAAAUAGUGAACCUUUUGAGGAAAUACUGUAGAUAGUCAUUUGUUUUAUCAAGACUGAAUGUGAUGUACCUCAAAAUGUAUAUAAAAUCUGAACGGUUUUAUCAGCAGCCCGACAAUCAGUCGCUGAAAGAUGAAGAUAAAUAUUUUUCAGACUACGAAGAAGAACUUGAUGAUCGUGAAGGCGGCGGCGGCGGCGGGACACGGCGAUGUGCGCGCGACGCGGCCUCCCCCGCGCAUGCGCAUACGCCGGCGCCCGCGCCCGCGCCGCCCUCAAACCCCGUCCUGCCCACGCUGCCCACGCCGCCCACACAAUCGAUGCAGCACGCGCAGUCUAUGCACCACAUGCAACACACGCAGCACACGCAGCCCGCACACGUCAAGAGCGAACGCCUCAGUCCUCACGACUCUACUGCUUCAAGGUCCCGUAGCGUGACGCCGUCGACGUCGUCGUACCCGGGCACUCCGCCGGAGCGUGGCAGCCCGCACGCCGCGCCGCAGCCCGGCCCGCACGCCGCACACCCCGCGCAUCCCGCACACCCGCCCCGGAACUACUCCGACAUCAUGCGCUCGCUCGCCGCGCGGUACAACACGCAUCCCGCCAAUGAUUAUUUUCAUCGGAUGAAUGGCUUCGGCGUGGAAGCCCGAGCAGCGCCACCAUCGCCUGUACAAUCAGAUGCAAGCGAGGUACCUCUCGGUGGCCUGUUUGACAAGCUCACUACACAACAAGGCGGGCCGCUAAGACUGCCGGCAUUCCCUCCCAUGCUGGAUAUGAGCUCAACAAAGACGCUGUUGGCGAUAUCGCGGGUGGGUCGCAGCGGGCGGUCGAGGCGCAAGCGGCUGGUGGGCAACUCCGCGGAGCACUCUCCUCUGGAUCUGUCCGCGGCCAGCGAGAGCGCGGCUAAGCGCGCCCGACUCUCAGCCAGUCCGAGCACGCGGAGCGACAGCGAUGACCGGGACAGGGUGUCUAAUGAAGAUCGUAGCGAGGCGCGUGGUGACUGCUUGUGUGCGGAGGCGCGCGCGCGGCUGACAGGCUGGUCAGUUGACGAUGUACACGACUUCGUCAGCUCUAUAGACAUUUGUGCGGAGUACGCCUCGAAUUUCCGUGAGCAAAGAAUCGACGGUGCAGGCCUGCCCCUCUUAACCGAAGAGCAUUUAACGGGCAUGCUCCAGAUGAAGUUGGGUCCGGCGCUAAAAUUACGAGCGGUGGUGGCUAGGAGAUUGGAACCUUGCGCCAUCUGCCAACCUGCCACUGCCACUAGCACGACUGCCACCGUCACCCCUGCUACGACACCGAACACCACACCGAGGCUCAAUGGCACCGCACUAAAGCCGGAACCGAGGAGUAAUUCAACGAGUCCUAGCUAGAAACUAGAAGCUAGAUAACAAAUUUCGUAACAGCCCGUUUUAAAAUUACUUGCGUACUUGCCCGCUCUAAGCAAAAUGAGGAAUGUAGGCGAUGCAUUUACGAAGUUGUUACUGUAUUUCAUUGCAACAUGACUGUUUCACACGGCCACUUAUUUUUAAAAUCAAUGACACAUCACAUUAAUUUAGUUUUAAAACUAUAUAUUUUUUUACAGACUGUGUUAGGUUAGUUAUUAACAUCUGGUUGUACGCGGUAAUUUUUUAAUACAGAAAUUAUGCAGAUACUGUUUUAAAUUCAAUUUCUUACCAACUCAUACUUUCUGUAAUAU